AUGAAUUUUGGCGAGAAAAGGCGCUCACUCACGAGCGAAAACGCGGAUCUUACCACAAAGAAGAACGUAUUUGAGGACCGACGGCUUCAGCGGAGACUUCAAGAGCUUGAAGAACUUUCUUUGAAACAACAAAAGAAGCGUCAAGAAGAACAACUAGACUUCGCCCUUGAGAAUCUUUCUCUUGAGGACAUGAGAAGGUCCAACGGCCUUACGAAAAAAAUUCUCAGGUCGAAUUUUCUUCCUCCUAUCAUUCGCAAAGCAAGUGCAAGAGAGGGAACAAGAAGCGCUGCUGAGGUUCGUGGAAAUGACCAGGACCUGCUUCUAGAAAGACUGCGUGGAUCGAAGAUAGCUCAGCGAUAUUUGAGCGACAAGGGCACACGGAAAUUAACCAGGAGUUUAUCUGCAGACGCAGGAAUGAUAUGCGCACAGUCUGGAUUAUCAACUGGUGAUCAACAAAACAAGUCAGGUCCUUAUUCGGCUUUCGUUAAACUGCAAACCCAUCGCCGGCUAUCAGAGUCAUAUACCAAGACUCAAAAGCUUAGCUAG
Porites evermanni is the source of this 546-nucleotide messenger RNA. Lineage: Eukaryota; Metazoa; Cnidaria; Anthozoa; Scleractinia; Poritidae. The record is from the annotation of a GenBank genome assembly.